AUGAGGUUGGCGACCCAACGCCUGUGCUGCAUUCUUGGGCUGCUGCUUCUCACUGAAGGGCACACAAGACAUCUUCAACAAAGCAAGUCAGUGUCAAACUUGCCCCUGGUGCAAGGAAGUGGCUCCACAGCAGCCUCAACGUUGUGGAGAAGUAUCAUCGCAAACGCCUCAGCCACAGGCAAUGCGCCUUUCAGCCUGACCUACGAUGCAGUAGGAUCUGGCCAGGGACAAAAGAGUCUUUUCAACAGAGCAUAUGACUACGCCGUCAGCGAUGUGCCGAUCCCUGGGGAUGUAUACAAUGGGUUGGACAGGCCGAUAUUGCAGAUACCGUUUGCCAUAAGUGCCCUGGAUGCUGUGCAUUCAGUCUCUGGCUUGUCCAAACCCCUGAAUCUCAACGCCUUUGUUUUUGGGGCCAUCCUUCAGUGCACCAUCACCCGCUGGGAUGACCCUGCCAUCCGAGCAAUCAACCCCGAUGCCAAGCUGCCCUCAGCUGACAUCUUCCCAGUCGUGAGGGUGGACUCCAGUGGCAGCACAGAGCUGGUGACCAAUUACCUGGCCACAGAUCCCUCCUGGGCUCUGGCUGUGGGCAAGUCAUUGGCAUGGCCCAAGUGUGCCCAGCAGGUGCAGGGGUCAGAGGGCAUCCUGAACUACAUUGCCAAUCAGAAGAACGCUGUCGGGUACGCGGAGUAUGGGCUGGCCAGGGUGAAUAACAUAGCGUACGCAGCCCUGCAGAACGCAGCUGGCAACUUUGUCCGUCCUGAUCAAGUUCUGGCGUCGAAUGUCACAGAUAUAUUUGGCACUGAUUUCAUUAUCCCCAACUCGACAGUCAGCGCUGCGUGGGCCAAUGUGUCACUCAUGUCAUCUAGGCGUCCCAUGGCUUACCCAAUCUCAGGUCUGGAGUACUACAAUAUCGAACUCGACCUGUCUGCCAAAGGUUACCCCCAGGGCCUCAUACUGAAGGAGCUCGCCCAGUACAUCCUGUCUGAUGCUGUGCAGAAGCCCAUGAAGUGGUUCUAUUUUGCCCCCCUGCCAGAGAAGAUCAAGAGCAUCGCAAAAAUGGACCUUGACAGGAUUGUCCUGCCAAAGCGGCCGCGCACCGCCGAUGACAACAAUUUGCCAAACAAAUGGAUCAAUGUGUACCAGCCCUUAUCAGCGCAGGCGCUGAACGAGCCAGCUUCAUCUGGUGGCACAUUCUACAACGAUGAGCGGCCGCUCAAGCCCAAGGAUGACAUGUCACCGGAGUUCAAGAAGAAGCUGCGCGAUGAGUACCUGUCUCUUGGAGGCAGCCCAAACAGGGCCAUGGGAUCAAAUUACUUCCUGUGGAUCAUUGUGAUCGUCAGCAUCCUGGCAGUGCUCUCGUGGGCCCUGGGCUACAUAUAGAAUGUGAGCAACUGGCAAGCAGCGAGAGAAAAGUGACAGUGGGGCAAUCACACAAACAAAUGAGAACAGCUAGUAGAUCAUCUACGCGCGAGGGGCUGCUUCCCUAGGCAUAUGGACAAUUUUGACGAUGGGUGACUGAUGCCUUGCUUGUGGCAGAGAGCUUGACUGGGCUUGAAUUGUUAAGGAUGCAUUCAAGGAUCACGAUGCAGUUGCUGAUCAGAAUCAGACAGAUUGCACCGCACCAACUACACUACUUGGUCUUUGGGUGAAUCUGCUAUGGUUGAAGCAGAAUCCCUAAAGAAGGAGCAUGCCGCAGAUACUGUGGAAUUUCCAACAUUGUGACUGCACAAUCUCUGACGAGAUUCACGUGAGGAGCAUGUUUGCUGCUAGAUGUGGAUUCGUAAUGGACUCAAGGAUGUGCAAUGACUACACAAUUCAAGGGAUUCCCAGACACCGUGUGACCUCUUCUGUGCGCA
This is a messenger RNA of Coccomyxa subellipsoidea C-169, 1856 nucleotides long. RefSeq names its product periplasmic binding protein-like II. The coding region runs from base 1 to 1380 and encodes 459 amino acids. The record is from RefSeq and is a predicted model, not a curated record. NCBI's taxonomy places the organism in Eukaryota, Viridiplantae, Chlorophyta, Trebouxiophyceae, Coccomyxaceae. The transcript has 14 exons.